AUGCCUUCCUACGGAUCGCUCAAGAACUGGGAUUCUGUCGGUAUAUAUCUAGGAAUUCCAGACCAUGAAAUUAUGUCACUACGUCAAGAUGCACGACCAAUGGAAGCUGUACUGAGAAGGUGUCAACAUAUGCCAGCUAAGGAUAUUAUUAAAGCUCUACAACUUUGCAAACGGAUAGAUAUCUUGUAUUCGUUGAGGAAGCUUGAGCAACGAGGGAAACUUAAGAAGCCAGCAGAGCAAUUUGCUGGGAUCAAUUCAGUCUCAACAUCGUUAGCGUCACCAUUUGUGACAUCAGAAAAUGCGGGCGAGGAUCCCAGCAAGACUAUUUUGCUCGUUCAUUACGAAGAAGAUGCUGGAGAGACGAGGGAUUUUCGAUGGUUACGAAAAAACUUACUGCAAUACGCUUCACAACAUGGAUUCCGUAUUAGCGACAUAGCAGACUUGGACAUCGAUGUGAACCUGACUUCUACUGUGGAGGAAGCCUUUGCCAAGGCGCAUCAAAUUGUCGUCAGCUUCACGCCAACUCACAUAGAAGCUGUGAAAUCGAGAAAUCCGGCUUGCAGAAGCGUCUUGUACAUGCACGAUCUUAUGAGUCAAGAGUUCUUCACAUUAAACAGCAUCAACAAGCGAUUCCGGCCCGUAAUUUUUAAUGACACCCAACCAAGUGAUCUUCCAGUCGGCUGGCCGCGUUCGACGCUUGUCUAUCAUUUUCCUACAAACAUGGCUGCUCUUUGUGCAAAGAUUUUCAAAGGCAGAGACCUUGACAAUAAAUCCAAGAUGGUGACAAGCUAG
Ostertagia ostertagi is the source of this 792-nucleotide messenger RNA. NCBI's taxonomy places the organism in Eukaryota, Metazoa, Nematoda, Chromadorea, Rhabditida, Trichostrongylidae. The record is from the annotation of a GenBank genome assembly.